UGGCCUGCGCAGGGCCAUGGCUUGCGCAAUCGGGGUGCGGAGGAACUUCAAAGUCCAGACAGGGCAAUCAGGAAACUGACCACCUUUCGUCUUUCUACCAACAGAUACUCGCGCCACUGCCUCUUCUCUUGCCUUCCUUCCCAUGAGUCGCUCCCUGUCGAUGACUGCCUUCUCACUGCAUAGCUUGUGAGAUUCGCUUCUGCAACCUCCUUGCGCGGCGUGCUGGCUCAGAAUCGGCGAUUUUGAAUGAUGGCAUCGACGAGACCGCGCUCAACUCACACUUGACGAAGACAGUUGUCUGCUGGAUAGCUUGUGAAGAUGCCGGUGAGAAUGAGAAUGAGAUGGACGGCGUAUGCCGGGGUGUCUACCGCCCUCGCUGCGGGCGUCAUCCUCAAAGCUCUGGCGCAGCGACCCAACUUCUACUCCGCUGCGGUCUACCUCUCGCAAUCCUCCGCGAACCUGAUGAUCCUGACAAACCUCCUAUUCGUCAUCGCCUGCACCUUUCUGCUGGCACUCCAGAAACUGCUCUACGGAAACCUCCGACCCAUCGAGAUCGAACAGCUGUACGAAAAGGCAUGGUUUGCCGUUACCGAGACGUGUUUGGCCAUGACGGUUUUCCGCGGAGAGAUCGGACUCACCUUCCUCGCCAUGUUCUUCUCUCUGCUCACGGGAAAAGUCUGGGGUUGGAUCGGUGAAGGCCGGGUGGAGGUGCUGGAGCAACAACCACCCCGAAACCCAAGAUUGUUCCACACGCGUCUGGCACUGAGCCUCGGGUUGAGUGUCGCUUUUGACUUGACCAUGCUGGAAUACGUUGUCAAACAAGUCAUGAGAAUGGCUCGGCCCGACAUGAUGGUCAUGUUUGGCUUCGAGUUCGCCGUGUUGUCGAUCAUGAGCAUCAGUACCGCAAUGAGAUAUGCGAUUGACUUGGUCGAGAUUGGCAUCGUGCGCGAGCAGAAGAGACAUCGAAUCGAAGAGAUCAAGAGGGAAAGAAUGCAAGCCGCAGUGACAGAAUUCCAGGAGUCUCAGGGCGGACAACCUGGUGGCGCGGCUACUUCUGAAGCUCCGGACGCGACGACAGACACGCCAACACCAACCCAGCGUACCCUCGACCAAAUAUCUCGAGAAGCCUUUAACCAACCAGUCGACGAUAAUGAGGUUGAGGUCGAGGGCUGGGAAGAUAAAGGUCGCUACAUGUUCUACCUCAACCUGGCCACGGAUUUCUUCAAACUUGUGAUUUACCUUGCUUUCUUCUUUAUUCUUCUUGUAUUCUACGGACUACCCAUCCACAUAUUGCGGGAUGUGUUCUUGACCAUGCGAUCAUUUUUGAAACGAAUUUCGGACUUUAUCAAAUACCGGACGGCGACGAGGGAUAUGAAUGCCCGCUAUCCGGAUGCGACAGCGGAGGAUAUUGGGCGUGAGGAUGUCUGCAUAAUCUGCAGGGAGGAGAUGCGCCCAUAUCAACCAGCUGUCGUGCAGCCCGGUCAGCCACAGCCCCGACCGAAUCCUGUGGCGGAGAGAAUGCGGCCCAAAAGGCUCCCUUGUGGACAUGUCCUACACUUUUCUUGUCUGAGAAGUUGGCUUGAGAGACAGCAGAUAUGUCCGACAUGCAGAGCAAACGUUGUGCGGACAGGUGGGGCUCGGGGUGCAAAUGAGGGCGGUGGACAAGGUGAAGCUGGGCAGGGGAAUGGCGGACAGCAUCCACCAGGUGCGAGACCAGGUCCACGAAUAUACCAGUUUGGUCCAUUGAGAAUUGGAGUCGGAGCAGCCCGAGGGAAUAAUAUGUUUGAGGAGCUUCAACAACAGCUCGGAGAUGGGGCGGCUCCAGCUCCUGAAGGGCAACCGGCGAACCCUGAUCCCAAUGCACCACGACAGAUUGGAGUGGGAUUGCGGUGGUCUGGGAGAAGACGUCGCCGAGCAGAUCAGAACCUGACGACUCAACAACAGCUUGAUGCCUUGGCGGCACGUAUUCGACAAGACACCGAUGAGCUGGCCCGGACGUCUGUCGAGUUGAGCCUGUUGCGGUCAAUGCAAGCUGAACUCGAAAGAUUGAGAAGCCUCAGGCCUGGAGAGAGGCAGGCACAGACAGAGGCCCCGACUCAAAAUCCAGCAGAGGCGACAAGACCCGUCCUUCUUCCUGCCCAACGCAUGUCUACGCUAGUUCCAGACACGCAACAAAAUAUCCUACCAGCAGGUAGUGACAGACUUCCUGCUGGCUUGACGCUACCAGAAGGCUGGACGAUGAUGCCCUUGCAACCCAUGCAACUUCAGCAGCAGCAUCAUCACCGUCACGACCAGCAUCCAGAUCCGCUGUCAUUUCUGCCACCACAAGCGUAUAGAAUGCCGGCUUCUUUCGGUAUUCUUCCCCAUCCUCAACAAUUGCCACCAUUUCAGAGUUGGCCCGCUGCCAACGGAACAAGCAGUGGUCAAACAGGCGCACCUCAGCCAAAUGGAGUGCAGUCUGCUGCGCCUGGCACUCCAGGUCAGCAACCACCAGCCCCGUCCGCAAAUGAGCAUAUAGAUGACAUGCGAACUCCCGUGCCACUUCGAGGACUGUUUCAACCUCCCGAAAACUUCCCCCAGCAUCGGAACCCGUGGAGUUUGGCGGGUAUGAGGAACCACGUUAACCAACCACGCGUGGCAAACAGUUCGACUCCAACGACCACCGGUGCAAAUGGCACUAUGUCUCAGGCCGCCCCGUCCGUUGCAUCCGGAACAAAUGCAGCAUCUGCAGUAAACACGAAUCAAGACGUAGGACACGCCAGUCAUCCUUUUCAGGCUCAUUCCUUACCUUCUUGGGGAUCUCUGGCUCCUGAGCCUACAAACAAUGCCGUGAGCGACAACAACGGCAGUGCUGGACCCUCCGAGCUGCGAGUUAAUGGUAGCCAUGAUCAGGCGGGGGAGAAUGCGGCAGCAGAUGAACCACGUCCAACUGCGUCGCAACCCAAGGAUAGGAACGCAACAGUGGAAGACGCGGUGGGAGAUCUGGACCCGGAUUGAAACAUUGGAUAUUGUGUCUCGUGGGAAACCGGAAGUAAAAGCGCCUUACAUCUUAUUGAAUAGUUCACUGAGCCCUGCAUUCCGAGAUAGGCAUUUUCAGCAUAGCGAAGGCGUUUCUGCCUGGAAGCCUGAAUUUUGUGUGAAUCUUCGUCACCACAAUGAACAACCAUGUUGCAGCUGA
Molecule: messenger RNA, 3178 nt
Organism: Cladophialophora immunda
Lineage: Eukaryota; Fungi; Ascomycota; Eurotiomycetes; Chaetothyriales; Herpotrichiellaceae
Exons: 2
Coding region: 319-2997 (892 amino acids)
Cellular component (GO): cytoplasm
Molecular function (GO): zinc ion binding
Source: RefSeq, a predicted model, not a curated record